GAUACCCUGCCAUUUGCACACAAGAGUGACAAUCAUAAGGAGCAAAGGCGGAUGAAAAAGAGACAGAAGAGAGAAGGAUAGUCGUUCUGUGCCAUGUUGGCCGAAGGUUUUCUCAGAGUGCUGUGUUACAGGGAGGAGAGAAAGUUUGCCUCUGCUUCUAAGCUGAAGAAAUCGCAGGCACAUGCUCAUUGUGAGGAUCCGUUCAACUGCCACGUCACAGACUCAAACCCUACGGACCUACAGACAGAUUCAGCCCAAGCAGGUCCACACCAGGUGGAACUAGACCCCGCCAAAUGCCAGAGACUGAAUAUGGUGCGUGAUGGUCCAAUGGGCCUCCUAAUCCCUGGGUGUCCACAAGUCCUCACUCUGGACCCUGACUAUACGGUUUGCUUGGACAACUGCAGCCUCCUGGAACAGUAUCCUGACCUGCAGGUGGCCACCAUCCCCCAGCACGCUCUCUACGCUCCUGGCCCUGAAGCCUUCCGUCAGCCAGAAUGGGCGGCCCAACAAGGACCACAAGGCGAGCCUUACUUGUCCAUUCCAGACCAGGGUUAUCUGGUUAUGGGGCCCAGUGUGAACAUCAGCUUGGAUCUGCCCGGGUCAGGCUUGGAGCCUAUGUCUAACUCAUUGCUGAAUGGGAUGCUGGAGAAGCAGCUGGAGGAGGUGUACAUGCAGCAUCUGACUGACAACUUGGCUCGAUGUAACUCCCACCUGGGGAACAGCCUCCUGCACGGCCUUGUGCCUCCGCCUCCGCCCAGCAGCAGCCAGCCUCGGGGGCCAGACUCACUGGAGGCCUGUCUGGAACAGGGAGAGGACAGCAAGAAGAUUAGUUAUUUGAGCACCCAGAACUUGGUUCCCUGCUCGUCCAACUUCAGCUCCCCUGUGCUGAGGAUUUCAGAGGCUGACAGUACUCAUCUGCAAUGAGGGCAACCUUGCAAACACCCUGCAAAAGUAUUAAAUGUGAUGCUCAGCUAGGACUCUUUUGCUUCUGCACUUCUUUACCUCCAAGUGUACACAUACCCACAUGCAACCGGGAUCUGAGAACAAGUACAAUUCAGUAAAGGAUUGCAGGCUUUUAUUUUUGUUUACCUAUAUUUACACAAUGUCUUUGUUUACUUGCUUGGUGAAAUGACACGUCAAAGGUUCCUGCUCUCAUGUGCCAUCUGCUGUUAGGUUUGAGAACUACACCAUCUUGCAUUUACCUGAUGAAUGUUUGAAUUCAUUGUAUUGAUUAAUGCAUGGGCGUGUGUAAGGUAUUUAUUAUUUGAAGCAAAGUAUAAUCCAGCCGAAGAUUAUAGAUCUAUCCUGUACAUUGAAGUUGCCUUGUGAAAAUAGAGAUGUAACCUAAUGUAAAUUAAUCAAUCUGUACUUAAUGAAGUAAAAUAAGAUUUAAAUCAACAAACAGGCUGUCAUUUUAUAAUUUUGAGUUUUAGGAAGUAAUUCUGCUGUUUUAAUUUGCUGGUAUAUUUGGUUUUAUAUUCAGUAUUUGGCAAAAUACUUCAACAAUGUUUUGUUUUUCAAGUGAUACGGCAGUCUCUCAAUAAUCUAUAGAUAUAUAUUUAAUAUAUCUAAUGGUUAAGUGAAAUUUGUAUGAUUACUUUAAUCUAAGGCAACUAAGGUACUUAUUUGAACUUAUUACUUCUUUGUCAUUUCAUGUCCCAAAAUCAAUUAAGACAAACAGCAAUAUUACAAAACAAUAUGGCAACAUCCGGCUUUAGUUGAGACAGUUGGGAUGUAGAUUGUUUUGUUGUCUUUUAAGGUGUUUCUGUUAUAAAAGCGUUGAUGUUUAGAAGUCUGGAAAUUAAAUAACUACAAAUUGGACUUUGUAAAGUGUUUAUUGUUAAGGUUUACUUAAAAAAUGAUAUAAACCUGCCAGGAAAGUCAAAUUGAAUUUCAAUGGACCUUCUCUAAACUGUCUUGAUGAUAUAAAUUAAAUCUUGAUGCUCUGAAUUCCAAAUUAGGAUGACAGUUGUGCUUGUGUGUAAACUGAUGCUAACUUUACUGUCUAGUAUAAUUGCAAUAGCAUGAAAUGAAUUGUGGGUCAGGGUGUUUUGUUACCCUUUAAUGUGAAGCAAUAUGAUGAUGCCAGUAGUAACUACCUGGCCUUUUUCCAUGAGUUUUUGACAACGUCAUCCCUCACAUCACUUUAUGUUUCUGUAUGAAGCCUUCGCAGGACUGGAUACCUGUCCCUGGGUCAAAUUUGACCACAUCACUGUAACACUGCAAGUAUACCUUGUAAGUUUAAGUAUAAACCCUGUAAAUUAUUUCAAUUGUGAAUGCAUAAAAAUUGACAGUUCUUGCCCUAUAAAUUGCUUCCAAAAAAAUCCAAUGAUGUGUGAUGAUGGUGUGCUUAAGUUAGGAGCUGUUCAUCACAACCUGGCAGCCUCUAAAGAUCCACCAGCAUGAACUGACAAAGCAAAAGGCUGAAGAUUUAUGGUGCUUUUGACUGCUUCAGGGUGAUUUGUAACCUGUGAAGCACAAAUCCUAACCAUUGGGCUCACAGUGAAGGUAACGGGGAUCCAUCAACAUGAACUAAUACACUGGGCUUUGUGGAGGCUGAUUCACUGAUCUGUUAAAAAGAAAUAAACAGUUUCUCUUAUUAACAGAUUUGCGUCCACGCUUUCUAGUUAGGCAUUGUUACAUA
This is a messenger RNA of Anoplopoma fimbria (sablefish), 2644 nucleotides long. RefSeq lists its product as uncharacterized. NCBI's taxonomy places the organism in Eukaryota, Metazoa, Chordata, Actinopteri, Perciformes, Anoplopomatidae. Bases 94 to 924 code for a protein of 276 amino acids. Gene Ontology annotation, biological process: regulation of toll-like receptor signaling pathway. The transcript has 2 exons. The record is from RefSeq and is a predicted model, not a curated record.